AUGUCAGGAAGAGCAGCAGGAGGUCCUGUUGCGCAGCCAGCUGAUCCAGCUCGGCAACAAGGUAACAACGAUAAGAUAUGGGGUGUAGUCCGCUCAGUAGCAAUGUUUGUCGCUGUCCAAGCUGCCAUGAAAUAUGGUAUGCAAUAUAUGGGCAUGGGCGGUAACAAGUCGCCUUCUCCCCCUGCUCCUUCUCCAGCUGGGACCACUGCCGGACCGGCAUCGACUCCCGUCGCUGUACCUCAAGGAUCUCAACUAGCUACGCCAGCUUGGGAUCUGGGUACACCCCUCUCCAUGCUGUUGUACACAUCCACCUCCCCCUCUGGUCGAGAUGUCGACCUGGAUCAUCCACUCGUUCAAUGGGAUGGUCUCACAUACGGAGAAUGGAAAGACGAGAGAGAAGCGGAUCUCAUCCUCGAUGUUCCAGAAAGUGUAUGGGCACAUAAUGGAAGUUGGUACAUGGAUGUAGUGCUUGUGAAAGGUGGUGGUACACCUGUAGGUAAAGGUCCGGGAAACGUCUCGGCAUAUAGGAAACAACUCACUCGAUUCUUCCCCAAGAGACGAAUCAGGAAAGAAAAGAAACUCAUCGGUAACAAGGAAGAAGACGAGGAAGACCUGGAAGAUCCUGUGGAACAAUCUGGUCCGGCACCCAUCGUCGCUCAUUGGUCUAACAACCUGACUUUGACUAUCGUCGCUUCAGGUGGCGAAGUCAACUUUGGUCAGCUUUCGCCUGUAGCUCAACCAUUUUAUACUAUCCAAUCUUCUUUGGAAGACCCUACAAAGAAAGUAUAUCCUCCACCUAUCUAUCCCAACGACUUCUGGAUAAUGAAAGAAUCCUUAUACGUGAUCAACGAAACUACCAAGACGCUUCCUCUACACGUCACGUACCAUGCUAUCUCAGCUAUGAAAUUCAACGUUUUCAGCGCUUUGACCGCGUCGUUCGAACAAGCUGCUCAACAACAAGGAGGAGGCGGAAUGGAAUUCGACGAGAUCAAACGAACUCUCACAGAAACCUCGCCUUGGUUGUUGAUCACAACUGCGAUCGUCACCGUCUUACAUACCUUGUUUGAAUUCUUGGCGUUCUCAAGUGAUGUUAGCCAUUGGAGGAAAAAGGAUAAAGAUUUAGUGGGAGUAUCGUUGAAUACCAUUUUGACGAAUUGCUUCGUCCAAUUGGUCAUCUUGCUGUAUCUCCAUGACAGUUCAGAAGAGACUUCGUUCAUGAUCCUGUUUGGACAAGGAAUUGGUCUCCUCAUUGAAGCUUGGAAAAUUACGAAAGUCACCAACAUCCGAAUCAGACCUGCCCCUACGUCAAUCUUUGGUUACACAGUACAAUUCGAAGAUAAACGAGAACUUAGUGAAGACGAGAAGAAAACCCAAGAAUACGACGCUCUCGCUUUCCGACUUGUGUCCUACGGCGCUAUCCCAUUAUUGGCAGGUUAUACCGUUUAUUCUCCUGACAAGACACUCUUACGCAGAACUCAUCGAGGAUGGUACUCUUUCAUCGUGACUACGCUUGCUCAAGCUAUUUACAUGUUCGGUUUCGUCCAGCUUGUUCCUCAAUUGAUCAUUAAUUAUAAGUUGAAGAGUGUAGCUCAUAUGCCGAUGAAAGCUAUGAUGUACAAGACUCUAUCAACCGUUGUCGACGAUUUCUUCGCGUUCUGUAUCAGGAUGCCCUGGCUACAUAGGUUGGCCUGUUUCCGAGACGAUGUCGUCUUCCUCAUAUUACUUUACCAACGAUGGAUCUACCGAGUCGACUACUCUCGUGUCAACGAGUAUGGUCAGGUCAACGAGGGUAUGGUAGAGGAUGUUGGUAAGCCCGGUGAGAAGGAGAAGGAGACGAAGAAGAACAAGUAG
This is a messenger RNA of Kwoniella botswanensis, 1851 nucleotides long. RefSeq lists its product as uncharacterized. The transcript has 11 exons. Bases 1 to 1851 code for a protein of 616 amino acids. The record is from RefSeq and is a predicted model, not a curated record. Lineage: Eukaryota; Fungi; Basidiomycota; Tremellomycetes; Tremellales; Cryptococcaceae. Gene Ontology annotation, cellular component: membrane; endomembrane system.